Messenger RNA from Grammomys surdaster, 1010 nucleotides. Its product is annotated as olfactory receptor 4B1-like. Lineage: Eukaryota; Metazoa; Chordata; Mammalia; Rodentia; Muridae. Gene Ontology annotation, cellular component: membrane. The record is from RefSeq and is a predicted model, not a curated record. Bases 27 to 953 code for a protein of 308 amino acids. Gene Ontology annotation, molecular function: olfactory receptor activity; G protein-coupled receptor activity. The transcript has a single exon. Gene Ontology annotation, biological process: G protein-coupled receptor signaling pathway.
AUGUCCACUACUCCUCAACUUAACCCAUGGCCAGGGAAAAUAAUGUGACUGAACUGAUCAUCACUGGCCUUUUCCAAGAUCCAAAUGUGCAGAAGGUGUGCUUUGUGCUGUUUCUUCCUGUGUACCUGGCCACAGUGUUGGGCAAUGGCCUCAUAGUUGCAAUGGUCACUGUCAGUAAGAGUCUGCAUUCUCCCAUGUACAUCUUCCUCAGCUCGCUGUCCAUGGUGGAGAUCUGCUACUCCUCCACUGUUGUCCCUAAGUUCAUCACUGAUUUACUUGCUAAGGUUAAAACUAUCUCCCUGAAGGGCUGUCUGGCUCAGAUAUUCUUCUUCCACUUCUUGGGUGUAGCUGAGAUAUUUUUGCUUGUGGUGAUGGCCUAUGACCGCUACGUGGCCAUAUGCAAACCUCUUCAUUACAUGAACAUCAUGAGUCGUCAAGUGUGUCACAUACUGGUGGCUGUUUCUUGGCUGGGGGGCUUUUUACAUUCUAUAAUUCAGGUUUUUAUCACUAUUCAGCUGCCCUUCUGUGGUCCCAAUGUGAUUGAUCACUACUUCUGUGACCUCCAGCCGUUAUUCAAGCUGGCAUGUACUGACACAUUUGUCCAGAGUGUCAUUGUAAUGGCCAAUAGUGGCUUAAUUGCUCUCUGUUCCUUCCUUGUCUUGGUGUCCUCCUAUGUCAUCAUCUUGGUCAACUUGAGGAACCAUUCUGCAGAAGGGAGACACAAGGCUCUCUCCACCUGUGCCUCUCACAUCACAGUGGUUGUUUUGUUCUUUGGACCCGCCAUCUUUCUCUACAUGCGACCUUCCUCUACUUUCACUGAAGACAAGCUUGUGGCUGUGUUCUACACGGUCAUCACCCCCAUGCUGAACCCCAUCAUCUACACACUCAGAAAUGCAGAGGUGAAAAAUGCUGUGAGGAAGUUGUGGGGAAAAAAGAAUACAGGUAUGAAGUGAAGGAGAGCUAAUGGAUGAAAAUGAUUUAAAAAAACCUCUAUUGUUGAAGUGGAUCUG